Messenger RNA from Mycena indigotica, 1461 nucleotides. RefSeq names its product DUF4097 domain-containing protein. The record is from RefSeq and is a predicted model, not a curated record. The transcript is spliced from 6 exons. Lineage: Eukaryota; Fungi; Basidiomycota; Agaricomycetes; Agaricales; Mycenaceae. The coding region runs from base 1 to 1461 and encodes 486 amino acids.
AUGGACGAAAAGACAACCGACAAUACCAACCAAGGCCUUCCCGCCUACGUGACGCAUGCUGAGCUCGCCGAAGCUUUGCACCACCAGCACAAACGCCAGAAACGCAGACGCGCCGGGAUAUUCCUCAAGAUCGUCGGCUUGAUUGCCUUGGUGCACUGGGUCGGCCACAAGUACGGGUCCACACACCACACAGGACAAUAUUCCCGUUCUUUUGAUGACCCGGAAGACAAAUGGCCUAUUCCGCCUGAGACCCAAGUCGAAAAAUGCGCAACAUGGAGCGAGUCUACACCUGAGGCAUUCUCAGUUAUCGAUGCCCAUUAUCCACACUCAGCCUCAGCAUCAUUCAAUCUCCCCGUCGAAUCUGCGGCCCUCUUUCUUGCCACGCGAAGCAUCAUCCAUCGGCACGGCAAGCACCAUGGGCUUUUUGCUGCAGGCGCGAUCGACUACGUCCAAGGGACUGAUAGUGGCGAUAAUGUCAAUGUGGCUGUAACAGCGCAAUACUGGCAUACCGCACAUCUCGAGGCAGCAAAGGUGUGUUUGUUGUCCAAGACGGAUGGAAAUAAACAGAACGGUGUUGGCAUCCUUACCAAAUGGGAAGACGAAGACUGGGAAGAUGACCAUGACCACCACCAUGGCUCCACAGAGCUCCGUUUCCAAAUUACCGUUACUUUCCCUGCUGCCAAGGAUGGCAAGGUGCUGGACAUCGAGAAGUUCGAGACCGACUUGGAGGUAUACUCGCAAACCUUCGCUGGAAGCAUGAAAGAAGUGCACUUUAAAGCAUUGGAGCUCAAGUCCGCUUUAGCGGGAAUAACUGCUAAGGAACUGACCGCCGAUGUUGCGACAUUACGUACAUCACUUGCAGCGAUCGACAUCGAGACCCUCAAAUCCAACAAUGCUACGCUGACUACAGCCCUGGGUCGCAUUGAGGGUACAUACAAUGUCACCGAUUCGCUUAGCCUUACCACCUCAAACGCCCCCAUCAACGUGGACAUCAACCUCGUCACCGAUGGUAGUAACGAACGACCUGGCAACAUCAAGCUGGUCACUACUAACGCUGCUAUUGAAGCCAACAUCAGCUUAGCCUCAUCUUCCGAGAGCUCUCCCGGCAGCUUCGAUGUCAGCGCACACACAGCCCAUGGGCAGGUCGAGUUGCCCAUUCUCGCACUCCCUAUCGAUGCCGAACUCAACCUUGAGGCCACUACCGCUCUUGCAAAGGUGUUUGUCGGGCUUCCGGAAACCUAUGAGGGCAGUAUUGAAGCUACGACGUCGCUAGCAAAUGUCGAUAUCAAGAUUGACAGUGGAGCCAAAGACCCCAAGGGCGAGGACCGAAAGCGUGUUGGUGGUGUGGAGAGGGUGCGCAGGGGCGUCGUUAAUGCUAAGGUAGGAUGGUCUCGAGAAGGGACGGGGAGAGGGAAGGUUCAGGCAAGGUCCAGCCUUGGUGGGAUUUUGGUCGAAGUGUAA